This is a messenger RNA of Cavia porcellus (domestic guinea pig), 3773 nucleotides long. RefSeq names its product tetratricopeptide repeat domain 9C (gene Ttc9c). Lineage: Eukaryota; Metazoa; Chordata; Mammalia; Rodentia; Caviidae. Bases 912 to 1436 code for a protein of 174 amino acids. The record is from RefSeq and is a predicted model, not a curated record. Gene Ontology annotation, molecular function: protein binding. The transcript has 3 exons.
GGUUUUAGCGGCGUUUUGCCCUACGAUAUUCUGCGCCGGCAGCAGCCUUGUGAAAGUAACGAGAGACGCCGGAAGGCAACUAUUACUAACAUGAGAACUCACUAAUAAUUGUUUAUGUGACUUGUUGGCAAAAGGGCUCUUUAGGACCAAAGGAUUCGGUAAUCUCUUUUCUCAACGCUUCAACUUUUACCCAGCAACAGACGCCCGGACUCCGCCUUUAGUCCCUGUUAUUGGCCAUCUUGAAUUGCAAUCUGCCCUUCUGAUUGGUCAACCGUGAUCGGCCAAAUUUUUUUUUUUUUUUUUUUCCCAAUUGGCGAAGCAGUCUUGUGGGAAGCCAGUCGUUCCUGCGGGAGUGCCUCACAGCGCCGCCUCUGAUUGGGCGCUGUGGUGCGCGGUCCCUUUAGUUACAUUGCAGAAGGGCCGACCUUUCGGUCCCGCGCUACGCUCCGGAGCCGCAGUCCCCAGGGGACUUCCGGGUUCGGGCGCCGCAGAGGCAGGAAGGGGCGGGCACUGCCGUGCUGGGAGUCCGGGUGGCUGUGGUUCUAUUCUGUCUCCCCUGCGGGCGGUGGUGUAGGCCUCGUAUGCCUGGUGCCUUUGCCAGGUCCGCAGACGCCGGCCGAAGGCUUGGUGGGCGAGGACACGGGCGCGCGCCUGGAAUUCAUGUUUGCGGGAGGCUGAGGCGGGAGGAUCUCAAGCUCUCUCCCGUCUGAGCAACUUAGCGAGAUCCCCGUCUCAAAAUAAAAAGUAAAAAGACUGGGGUGUAGCUCAGCGUGAAGGUCCUGGUUCCAUCCUCAGUGCCAUCAAGGGGAAAGAGAGGACCUAGAAGAGCUAGGACAAGGGAAGCCCCUCCGCCUCGCCGAAGCGUCCCCCUCCCGCAACCCUGCGUCGCCCGGAGCCGCCUUGCAGUCCCCAUGGAGGAGCGGCUGCAGGAAGCGCUGCUGCUGAAGGAGCAGGGGAACCAGCGCUACCGCGAGGGCCGCUUCCGCGCCGCGGCCGGCAGGUAUCAUCGCGCGCUGCUGCAGCUGCGGGGCCUGGAGCCCGGCCCGGCGCCUGCGCCUGUCCCCGUCCCCGACUUGGGCCCGCGGACGCCCGUGCUCACGCCCGCGCAGGAGGACGCGCUGCGCAACACGCAGACUGCCUGCUACAACAACCUGGCAGCCUGCCUCCUGCAGAUGGAGCCCGUGAACUACGAGAGGGUGCGGGAGUACAGUCAGAAGGUCCUGCGGCGGCAGCCUGAUAAUGCCAAAGCCUUGUAUCGCGCAGGGGUAGCCUCGUUCCACUUGCAGGACUACGAGCAGGCACAUCGCCACCUCCUGGCAGCCAUGCGCAGGCAGCCCUCAGAUGUCAGUGUCCGGCGAUACCUGCAGUUGACGCAGUCCGAGCUUAACAGCUACCACAGGAAGCAGAAGCAGCUGUACCUGGGCAUGUUUGGCUGACAGAACUGCACUCUCGCUGGAGGCCAGGUGCACGUGAGCCUCAAGUAGGAGUGAGAAGGCCCCUGCCUGCUGCCCUGCGCUCAGCCCCAACUCUGCCACUCUCACCUUCUGUAUCUGUGUUCAUCUGGAUUUCACUGCUUGUCAUCGUGGAGACCAUUGCCAUGAGAGCUGCUCCAGGAAGCACCGGUCUGUUUCAGCUGAGUGUGUGGUUUUCUGGCCCGGGCUGGAGAAGAGCUGCUGUGCACAGUGCAUGCCAGAGAGGGCAGCCUGGGUUGAGGGUCUUCUUUUCUCUUCUCAGACUCUGGCCAUGCCAGAAACACAUCAUGUUGAAAUGAAAGAUUUAGAGUUGAUCCCUUGUGUUUAAAUUAAUUCCUUGUUCUUUAUAAUAUUUCAUGCAUAUUGAGUCUUUUUCCCUACACAAGUAUUUGGUUUCUAUUUUUUUCCUCAUGGUAAUUUCUAGUCCUUGCUAUUACUCAUAUUUAGAUCAUUAAUAAACAAUAGUUAAUUUUUUUAAUUAAUCUAUUCUCUUAAAACCUCUAGAGUUGCCAGGGAUUUAGCUUAUCGCUAUAAGCGCCUGCCUUGCAAGCAUGAGGUCAUGAGUUGGAUCCCUGGUACAAAAAAAAAAAAAAAUCUCUAGAGUCAAACACUUAAGUGUUGUGUCAAGAAAAAAAAAAUACACGGGCCUGGGAUGUAGCUUAAUGGCAUAGUACCUGCCUGGCAAGCAAGAGGUUCUAAGAUUGAUUCCUGGUACCUCUCCAUAAAAGAAAAAAAAAAACAGAGUUUUUAAUUUUUAGCUGAGGAUUUAGCUCAGUAGCACACAUGCCUGCCUGGCAAGCGCAGGGUUGUGAGUUUGGUCCCCAGUACAAAAAAAAUUUUUUUAAUGUUGCACAUAUGUGUAUAUAUGGUAUGCUUGCUUCUCUGAAGGAAUUAGGGAAAACAGGUUACCACAUCUUCUAGAAACAGCACGAUGGCAGAGCAGGUUGGAAAUCGAAAUCCUGGGCUGGGGAACAAAGGAGUGAUAGAGAACUCAGCAGGCCUGCCCAGGGCUCCAGGUUCAUUGCCUAGUACUGGAAAAAAGUCCAAAUCUUGGCCUUGGCAUGUUUGGCUGGCAGAACUGCACUCCCACUGGAGACCAGGAGAAGACAAGGAGGAGGCUGUUGUGCUUAGUGCCUUCAAGCACUGGGAGAGCGUGGGUCAUGGCAGAGCAGGAGGCUUCACCAGCCAGCUGCUCCAUGGCUGUUUGCCCCCCAAGGAUGCUCUGAGAUCAGGAGUUGAGGCCAGCAGUGGAGCACAAGCAGUGCCAUCUGCAUCCAGGUGUACAUGCUGUCAGUCAGACAACAAAUGUUGCAGGGGGAAAGGAAAACUGCCCCAGUCCAAUGAUGGCGAACCUUUCCAAUAAACUAUGGCACACGUGCCAUAGGUUCACCACCACUGCCCUGGUCUUUUAACAUAACACCCCUGGGUGCUGGGGAUUUAGCUCAGGGGCAUAAGCGCCUGCCUUGCAAGCAGGCAGUCGUGAGUUAGAUCCCCAGUACCGUUAAAAAAGAAAAAGACAAAAAAAAAGAAAUUAAAAAAAAAAUAACACCCCUGCAGAAGGUGGUGCAUGCCUGAAUUGGGGAGGCUGAGGCAGGAGGAUAAUCAUGAGUUCCAGGCCAGGGUAGGCUACAUAAUGACCUCAAGGCCAACAUAAACUACAUAGCAAGAUCUUGUCUCAAAUAACAUCCCUUCUCCCACUGGGCUGGACUCCUUAUUCUUCCCUAUGUUUAAACAGUACAAUCAUUAGGAGCUGAGGGUUUAGUUCAGUGGCACAAGCACCUGCCUGGCAAAUGCCAGGUUGUGAGUUCAAUCCUGCUACCAAAAAAAAAGUGCAAUCAUCAACAAAAAGGUUUCCUACCAAGUACCAUGAUGUCCAAGGACAUAAUUAAUAAAAACUGUUUGCCUCUUUUUCUAACUGUCCUGAAACCCUUAGUUUAGGGUUAGUGACAAAAGUGUGGCAGUGCAAAUUUUACCAAAUCCAUUUGGUCAGAAACCACAUCCUGUUUCUUCUAGUAAUUUUCACCCACUAACCAAUCUUUGCCUGGAUAAGUAAUCCCUACUUGUCCUUGUUGGACUGGUACUGGAUCCACUCUGUACCCCACCAGAAGACUGGCUUGCAGUGGUUCUGAAUCUAUGGCCAUGUGGCCUUGUGAUAAACUCUAUGCUUUAAAAAGAUUAAGGGCCUGGGAUUUAGUUCAGUGGUGUAAGUGUCUACCUGACAUAAAUGCGGUUGUUGAUUUCAAUCCCUCAUACCAAAAAGAAAAAAAAAAAACAAGAUUAAUUAAAGUUGUGGUGGCUGCA